This is a messenger RNA of Plasmopara halstedii, 951 nucleotides long. RefSeq lists its product as uncharacterized. NCBI's taxonomy places the organism in Eukaryota, Oomycota, Peronosporomycetes, Peronosporales, Peronosporaceae. The coding region runs from base 1 to 951 and encodes 316 amino acids. The record is from RefSeq and is a predicted model, not a curated record. The transcript is spliced from 2 exons.
AUGCGCAUGCAGUAUCUCUUGCUAGCUGGAGCUAACUUUUAUCUUAUGAAUGCCGAACAACUUACCAAGUCAAACGAGUCUAUCAAUGAUCUUUCCUCUCGCUCAAUCAACACAAGUGCAAUGUCAACUCAAUUAACUUACGACGAGAAUGACUCACUCCAAAAUGUCAUUAAACCGACAUCAAUUAUGGUUAAAGGAGAUUUAAGCCAAGCAACACGAUUGAUCAUAUGGCUUCAAUAUGUCGCAAAACUAUUGAAGAAAAAAGGACUUGAACGGGUUCAAGAGACUGAAAUUUAUAUUUUACUCAGUGAAACGUACACGGAUGCACAACUUGCGACGCUUUUUGAAAGAGUUCAAAAGGAUAGUUUGAUGCAUGAUCUUGCAGAAAGGAUGUUGGCGUUUAUGCUUUCAAAGUUUACGAAUAGUCAAGUGGGAGAUGGAGCAUGGCCAGAUUCAAAAGACACGCCUAAGAAAAUAUUCAAGGAACUUCGUCUUGAAGAUGCGAAUCUUGUUGAUAAUAUUUUAUUUGCUGGCUGGAUUCGAUAUGCUAUUGCAUACUAUGAAAACGUGACUCCACACUAUCCAGAUUCGGUACUUCAUCACGAAAGCAUUUGUUACGAGAUUUAUAAUUUCUUACGAGAGAUGAAAUCGAUUGGAGAGUUGCCAAAUAUAUUUGAUCGACUACCAUUUGCUCCAAACUUGGAACGUAUUCAUCAAGAUUUGAAACGAGUGGCUCAUUGGGAACUGGAGAAGAAAUUUCAAUUGCUGCAAAAAGAUCCAUUAACACCUCAGCAACUUUUCAAGGACAAAAAAGUCAAGAUUGGUCUGAAUCUUAAUUUCUUGCAGUGGCUUCGAUACUGUGAUGCAUACAUGGUAAAGAUGCAGAAACGCAAUGAUCAAAAGUGUCUCUGCAAGGUUGUUGGCUAUCUCGCUACUAUCAAGUCGUUUUAA